Amphiprion ocellaris (clown anemonefish) is the source of this 3663-nucleotide messenger RNA. RefSeq names its product transient receptor potential cation channel, subfamily V, member 1 (gene trpv1). Gene Ontology annotation, molecular function: calcium channel activity; protein binding. The coding region runs from base 524 to 2890 and encodes 788 amino acids. The record is from RefSeq and is a predicted model, not a curated record. Gene Ontology annotation, biological process: calcium ion import across plasma membrane. Gene Ontology annotation, cellular component: membrane. Lineage: Eukaryota; Metazoa; Chordata; Actinopteri; Pomacentridae. The transcript has 17 exons.
ACACACUAGAUGAAGCAGCACCAGGCAGCACAGUUUUGGCUGCUCUGGCACAUAUUUCUUUACAGCGUCUUGAGCAAACCAUGUGCCCCGUUUAACUGUAAAAAAGGAAGUCGUAUAAAGAAAGGAAACUGAUCGUAUGAAUGCAAAUCUGCAGAUCACACUGGUAGGCAGACGCUCUGCAACCACACACUCAGUCACAGGACUGAGGCAGCCCUGAAAACACACAUUAAACUGGAAGUACGAAGAGGCACAAGACACACAGGAAGCAACUUUAUGGACUUUAUGUAACAGAAAUCCAGCAAAAGAAACAUGGCGGGUCACUUUAUCUCCCUCUGGCUUGCUUCUGCAAUCUCAUUUCCUUUACGUUAAGUGAGCAUCAUAGGACGCUGAGGACAAAAGGAUCCACACGCCUCUGCAGAACUCUGCCCUGUUGUUUUGUUUUGGACUAAAGAUCAGAUUUUUGAUUCAGAAGACAAUCUGGAAGAAGACGGCUCAUUUGUGAUCUCUCAAACUAGAAGUGAAGAUGAAGAAGUCAGAGAUGUUUGGCUUCACUCUGGAGGCCGACGACAGGACAGAGGAGGAGAAAUCCCAACGAAAAGGGGGCAAGAAAGACGGUCUUGCUUCUGCUCUGGGUUUGAGCGAGGACGGCCCUAAGGCCCCCAUGGACACUGAUUACCAGGAGGAAAUGGAGGAGACCAAACCUCAAAUAAGAUUCAAUCUCAACUUUGACAAAGGGAUUCGAGGUGAGCAGCAGCCCGACCGCAGGAGAGACAGUAAGACGUUUAACAUCGAUAGAUUGUUUGAAGCAGUGGCCAGCAGGGAUGUCAGAAAGCUGGACGGCCUGCACCAGUACCUGCACCAGAACAUGAAGAAACUCUCUGACUCUUUGUAUCAGUCCCAUGGUAAAACCGCCCUCAUGAAAGCUCUUCUGCACAUCAAAGACGGCAAGAACGAGACCAUCGAAGUAUUAAUAGACAUAUCAGAGAGGAUGGGCGACAUUACGGAGUUUGUAAAUGCAGCUUUUACCAGCAACUAUUACAAGGGUCAGACAGCCCUGCAUAUAGCCAUUGAGAGGAGGAGUCUUGCUUACGUGAAGCUGCUGAUCAAUAAAGGAGCAGACGUCCACGCUAAAGCCUAUGGGAAAUUCUUCCAGCCACAUGACGGCCCCAACUUCUACUUUGGUGAGCUGCCUCUCUCUCUAGCAGCCUGCACCAACCAGCCUGAUGUGGUGGACUUCCUCAUGGAGAAUGAGUACCAGCGGACGGAUGCUAAGCUGACAGACUCUCAAGGCAACACGGUGCUGCACGCCCUGGUGGUGGUAGCUGACAACUCAAAGGAGAACACAGAAUUCAUCACCAGCAUCUACGACCACAUCCUCAAGACGACCGCUCGACUGCAUCCCAAGCUGAAGCUGGAGGACAUCAAGAACCGCAAGGGCCUGACACCUCUCAGAAUGGCUGCCAAGACUGGCAAGAUUGGGCUGUUUUCACACAUCCUUCAACGGGAGUUCCAGGAGAGUCACACCAAACAUUUGUCCCGUAAAUUCACUGAGUGGGUGUAUGGACCGGUCCACUGCUCCCUGUAUGACCUGGCCUCUUUGGACUUGUAUGAGGACAAGUCGGUUAUAGAGAUCUUGGUCUAUGGUAGUGACAUUCCUAACCGACACGAGAUGCUGGAGACGGAACCUCUAAGCCAACUACUUGAGAACAAGUGGAAGAAAUUUGCCGGCCGAAUGUUUUUCUUUAACUUUCUGGUCUACCUCUUGUACCUGAUCAUCUUCACUAUUGUAGCCUACAAUAAGAAGAAUGGACCGCCACCGUUUCCCAUCGAGCACAACAUGUGGGGUUACCUGUAUGUUUCAGGCCAACUGCUGAUGACACUGGCAAACUUCUAUUUCUUUUUCAUAGGGAUCGUAGACAUGAAGAGAAAAAAUCCAAAGCUGCAGACCCUGCUGAUUGAUGGAUAUUAUGAGAUUCUGUUUUUUGUGCAGGGCGUUCUCUUCCUGGCCUCCGCUGGGCUCUACCUGUGUGGGCGGCUGGAGUAUCUCGGCUUCCUGGUGCUGUGUCUUGCUCUCAGCUGGUUGAACCUGCUUUACUACUCCAGGGGUGACAGACACAUGGGCAUCUACAGCGUCAUGAUACAGAAGAUGAUCCUCAGUGAUAUCCUGCGCUUUCUUUUUGUCUACGUUGUUUUCCUCUUUGGGUUUUCAGCAGCGGUCGUCACCCUGCUCAUAGAGCCUCAGCCUCCUGUGAAAAACAUCACUCAAGCGAAGAAGAGCCGUUUCUAUGAUCACCCUGAUGAAAAUGCCAAUCAAGAAAAUGAGCCGUGUUUCAAACCCAGCUUCAGAAACAUCUCCUACACCACGCUGCAGCUCUUCAAGUUCACCAUCGGUAUGGGCGACAUGGAGUUCACCCAGGGCUACCAGUACAAGGAGAUCUUCUAUGUGCUCCUGAUCGGCUACAUCAUACUCACCUACAUCCUGCUGCUCAACAUGCUCAUCGCCCUGAUGAACCGCACCGUGGAGAAGAUCACCAUGGAGAGCGCCAGCAUCUGGAAGCUACAGAGGGCUGUCACCAUCCUGGACAUGGAGAAACGGCUGCCCGACUGUCUGAAGAAGAGGUUUCGCUGUGGGGUGGAGAUAAAACUCAGCACUGCUCUCGGAGACGACCGCCGCCAGUGUUUCAGAGUGGAGGAAGUCAACUGGAACAAAUGGAACAUCAACCUGAGUAAAAUCAAUGAGGAUCCUGGGUGUUGGGAUCGUGUCCAGCAGCUGACCCCAGACACCCCGCCGAACCGACCCAGAGGGAGGAGCUGGAGAGGCUUUUUCACAGAGGGCAGUAGGCGGUGGCGGGCUUAUCAGUCCACAGAGAUGAGCUCCUCACCGGUGUAAAGAGCCAACAGGGAGCUUCACUCUGGCUGCUCAGCAUGACUGACCUGAGCAACGAGGCAUUCAAACCUAAAGACAGUAUCCAGUUUCAGUUCCCCCAAGAAAUUCACCUGCCAAAUGUGUGAACUGCUUCUCUGACUGACUAAUGCUCCAGCGUGUCAGCUUGAUUUGAAAUUUCAUCUUCAAGACAGUUAAUCACCAAGUUGAGCAGCGAUCAGGAAAACAUUGUGAACAUUUGUGCAUUUGACUGACAUGAUGGUGUUAAAAAGUAGAAUUUAUCACUGCUGCAACAAGUGCUGCUUAAAUGCCAAAGAAAUCCUGCAUUUUAAAUUAAACAUUUAAUCCAAAAGGCUUCUUCGCAUGCUGCGUCUACACGUGAACAGGAUGCACAUCCUCUGCACAAAGGCCACAACCUGCUGGCACCUCUGGCAUCACUCAAAAUCCUUCAUGGAGUAAUACUGAUCACGAAGGUGCUGAUCCUGCCCUCCCGCUGUGUGCCCUUUAUACAAGUCCCAUUUUCAUCACAGCCAGACAAGCUAAAUCUACUGCGGCCAGAUAGUCCUGCAGAUUUCACAGCUUGCUUUGUCUACUCUACUUCCUAUUGCUGUUUGGCAGAGGCAGGCCUGUAUAAAUGGCAUGACGGCACAGCAAUUGGUGCAACAAUCCCCACCUUCAGCAGAAGCUGUCACAGUUACAAAUUAUAUGUGGUUUAGAUGGGCCCUCUGAAUUGUGCAGUUACUCGUGAGGCUGAUUAUGGAAGAGACAAGUGUGUGAAU